GGGCGGGAUUAGUUGAUGAUGUCAUAACGUGGCGGAUCCGUUUAGCUUGUGGUAUAUUCAGGCUCUUGUUUUGGACGUAAAUAACUUAAUUUAGGGACAAAUACUGAAUAGAAAGAGUUUUUUUUAACCCAGCUUGUAUUUUCGUUGUUUAAAACCAAAUUUAAACAAGGCGAAGUAACGCUGGUGUGCCUGCCUCUUACCCACGCAGAGCAGCUCACAGAGUGGGCUGGAAGCUACAAGAAACCGGAAGAAAACAACCAACACAGCGAGGAGGGGAUGGAGGUCGACUGCCCGCCCGAGGAGUCCGUCAGUUACACGUUUGACGAGGACUCCGUCGAGCUCUGCGACGUUAAGGACAUGAGGCUGGAGGCGGAGGCGGUGGUCAACGACGUCCUCUUCGCCGUGGCGGACAUGCACGUGUCGCAGAACCUCAGCAACGCGCCGGACAUGGCCUACAUCAACGUGGAGACCAGGGAGGGGAAUCGUUACUGCCUGGAGCUCACCGAGGCUGGGCUCAGGGUGGUGGGCUACGCUUUCAAUCAAGUGGACGAGAACCUGAGCACCCCGUAUCACGAGACUGUUUACUCCCUCCUGGACCAGCUCAGUUCGGGUUACAGGGAAGCGUUCGGGAACGCUCUGCUGCAGCGGCUGGAAGAACUGAAGCAAAGCGGGCGGUGAGGAGGACCAGGAGGCGUUUAGAUUUUAGCCACUGAUAACCGAGUCUUUACUAAGACACAUUAACGUAAUGCUGAAAUGCCACUACUAUGGCUCCGCUGACCCGUUAACCUCGCCUCGCUCUUUAGUUUCAGCAAAUUAAAAUAUUUCAUGUUAGUUUCUUAGUUCGAGCCUCAGAUUGGAUGUACGGGACCUGUUGCCGUAUAAUGUUGUUUACUUUAAUGUAGAAAUAACUACCAUCCAGUGUUGUUUAGGAGUUCUACUUUAUUAUUUUUUUCUACUUAAAAUGCUGGAACAGAAGCUUUAGGUGAUGUUUCUGUUUCCCUCUCAUUAAAACAGUUUUCUCCGACUAGUUUUUCUCUGGAAAAGAGCUCAGAUUGUAUUAUUUUAAUGAGACCAUUGCCUUAAUGACUGACUUGUAAAAGGAAAAAUACUCAUUAAUUCACUGAUCUUUACUUGUUUUCAUAUUUACUAAGAUAAAGUGAUUUAGUUUCAGUUCAGCUCAUCUUACUAAUUUACUUAUAGUAACAUGUUUUUGUUAAGUCCUGCACUGUACCUUUGAUCUUUAGUUUGUAGUUUUAAGUGGAAAUGUUAAGCUUUGUAAUUGGUAGUUUUUAUUCAUUUUAUUUGGUUCUUGUAAAAAAUAAUCUAGUUGUUGAACUUUGAUCAUUUAAAAUAUUUUUCUGUACAUGUAAACUGUAUUCUUUGUUUUGAACCAUUUAAAACUUCGUCCAUCUUUUUCACCUUUGACAACCAAUAAAAAGCAGUUUCAGUCGUCCUGAGGGUCACGAGGGUUAGAGACUUGCAACAGCGUGAAGAUCAAGACUGAACUGGAAAUUUAUUUCUGUUGACUACAUUUGAAUUUAAUGGUUUGUUUGCUUCACUGCACUCAAAAUAAAGUUGCGUUUGUACAGAU
Austrofundulus limnaeus is the source of this 1591-nucleotide messenger RNA. It is a transcript of the gene gskip, whose product is annotated as gsk3b interacting protein. The coding region runs from base 277 to 678 and encodes 133 amino acids. The transcript is spliced from 3 exons. Gene Ontology annotation, cellular component: cytoplasm. Gene Ontology annotation, molecular function: kinase regulator activity; protein kinase A binding. Gene Ontology annotation, biological process: regulation of canonical Wnt signaling pathway. The record is from RefSeq and is a predicted model, not a curated record. Lineage: Eukaryota; Metazoa; Chordata; Actinopteri; Cyprinodontiformes; Rivulidae.